Lates calcarifer (barramundi perch) is the source of this 2159-nucleotide messenger RNA. It is a transcript of the gene pycr1b, whose product is annotated as pyrroline-5-carboxylate reductase 1b. The record is from RefSeq and is a predicted model, not a curated record. NCBI's taxonomy places the organism in Eukaryota, Metazoa, Chordata, Actinopteri, Centropomidae. Gene Ontology annotation, biological process: L-proline biosynthetic process. Gene Ontology annotation, molecular function: pyrroline-5-carboxylate reductase activity.
GAAGGAGAAGCCACAUCAUCUGACAGGAUGAGUGUUGGAUUCAUUGGAGCAGGCCAGCUGGCUCAUGCGCUAGUGAAAGGGUUCACAGCUGCAGGUGUGAUUGCCACACACAGGAUUACAGCCAGCUCCCCAGACACAGACCUGCCGACUGUGUCAGGGCUGAGGAAAAUGGGGGUGAACCUGACAACUAGCAACAAAGAGACUGUCAGUAAGAGUGAUGUGCUCUUCCUGGCUGUGAAACCCCACAUCAUCCCCUUCGUUCUGGAUGAGAUUGGGCCAGACAUCGAGGACCGUCAUCUCAUAGUGUCCUGUGCUGCAGGUGUUACCAUCAGCUCCAUAGAGAAGAAACUGCUUCAGUAUCGUUCAGCUCCUAAAGUCAUGAGGUGUAUGACAAAUACUCCGGUGGUGGUGAAAGAGGGGGCUACAGUGUACGCCACUGGGACACACGCAGAGGUGGAGGACGGCAAGUUACUGGAGCAGCUGAUGGCCAGUGUAGGUUUCUGUACUGAGGUGGAGGAGGACCUCAUUGAUGCCGUCACCGGGCUGAGUGGCAGUGGACCAGCCUACGCGUUCACAGCCCUGGAUGCUCUUGCAGAUGGAGGAGUGAAGAUGGGUCUGCCCAGGAGACUGGCUGUCAGACUUGGAGCACAGGCCUUAUUGGGAGCAGCUAAGAUGUUGCUGGAGUCGGAGCAGCACCCUGGCCAGCUGAAGGACAACGUGUGCUCACCAGGUGGCGCCACCAUCCAUGCCCUGCAUGUCUUGGAAAGCGGUGGAUUCCGCAGCCUCCUCAUCAAUGCAGUCGAGGCUUCAUGCAUUAGGACUCGGGAGCUGCAGUUCCUGGCAGACCAAGAGCGUAUUUCUCCAGCAGCCAUUAAGAAAACCACAUUGGACAAGGUGCUCCAGCAGCCUGGAGUCACAGUCAGCGGAGUGGCUAAUGGGAACGGCAAAUCGGGGCUCAGCCUGUUCAACACUCGCAACCCUGGGAUCAAGAAGAAGAACUGAGUACACAGAGAGGCAGGCACACACACAAACCCUUUACAGGUUUAAGUGUACUAUCGUGUACACAUGUGGACACACACACACACACACACACACAUCUUAUACUGUUCAAGAAAACGGACUCAGGACUGGUCUGAAAUCACAUCCAAAUUACUUUGCCAAAUUAUUUAUUCAUACUUGAAUAACCUGCAGACAGUGGACCUGAUGGUGUCAGCACCACUUUACACACAAGCACAGGUGUAUUCUGGGUGCAUUGCUCCAGUUAUAGCCUUAUGUUGUGAUGCAGGAUUACUGUCUACAAAUACACAAAUCCAGAUACACACUGAAGAGCAAAAGUGCAUUUACAAUUUAUUGUCUGUCUGUAUUUGGGCUCUGGACUAUCUAAGGGCUGUUCAACGGUAAUGACCCAGUGGGCCAUCAUGGGAUCCGGGUAUACACCAGGCAGCAGAUGGCUGCUGGGAUACCAUCAAGCUGUUAAUAUACAUCUUUAUUGUCUUGCUCUUUUAAAAAAUGAAGCCAUGUUGUUCAUUAUCAUGUACCCUUCUUUUGUUUAUGCAAGUAAUUGUCUUUGUUCAGCAGUAAAGUUUUUUUCUGGGAAAGACUGAAUAUGGAUUGAACAAAAUUUCAGCAACUUUAUUUUUGUUUUGGUUGUCAUGUAUGAACACUAUGGUCUUCUUGGAUGAAAUACCCUCCCUUUUUGUUACGAUGGGGUCAUUCACACAUUGAGAACAUUGUGCCUUUGACCCUUUUACCCAUACCAUUUUUCUUCUUGCUCAUAAAUGUCAUUCCAAGCUUUGAAACACCUCUGAUGUCAACGGUUUUCUCACAUCCUUCUGUUCACUUUCUUUCAUCAUGGGUCUCAAACCUCUAAUCUUGACCUGUUAUCUUGAACAUUUGGAUGUUUUCCACCAUGAACACACUUUUUGUGUUUUCUCUCAUAAGGGAAUGUCAAGUUUUUAUCCAACAGUGCUACAUGACGUCUUAAAUAAUCUAAAAAGCUUUCUGAAGACUGUGUUCAUAUGGCCACCAAUCCGUCCUAAAUAUUAUAUUAUAUAUUUUUAUCCCCACAAUGUAAUGUUUAUUGUAUUGUUAUGUUUGGCAUAUCAACCACUGAAUUGGUGUGCCGGUCUAAAAGUCAAUAUUAAAACAGCAGAAUCAAA